Penicillium mononematosum is the source of this 3138-nucleotide messenger RNA. RefSeq names its product putative C6 finger domain protein (gene clcA). The record is from RefSeq and is a predicted model, not a curated record. Lineage: Eukaryota; Fungi; Ascomycota; Eurotiomycetes; Eurotiales; Aspergillaceae. Bases 1 to 3138 code for a protein of 1045 amino acids. The transcript has 4 exons.
AUGAAUCGCAUGCCUCCCCCAGAAGGGCACCACGCGCACGCGGGUCCGCAUACAGCAUAUGAGCCCUCAUGGCGCCCUUCAUACCCCCCGACUUUCGAUAACCACCCAUCCGACUCCCGCCGCUCCUCCGCAAACUCCCAGACACCCCUACCCCCGCAGCCGCCAGGAUACCCCGUGAUGCCCAACCGUGAGCUCCCACAGUUAACAUCGGAAGGCCCGUAUGGUCGCCCAAAUGGUCAUGGCCUGCCCCUGCAUGCGCCCGUGCAUUCCCCGCAAGACCCAAUUCCCCCUCACCCGAACUUCCACCAGCCGAUGAAUGGCGCGCCGCACGAGGGCUCACCGGAUUAUCGCGCUCGUAUGGGCUAUCCACCCCCAGAUCAGAUCAACAGCGCUGAGCAUACACCCGUUUCGGGCGCUCUGCCUCCUGCUUCACAGUUCAUGACGCCCGUUGCUCAAAUGGCGAGUGCGACGCCGCCCGCCGGGUACGAUCAGGCAUUUUACCAAAACCAAACGUUUGGAGCACGCCAGCGUAAGGCAAAUAGAGCUACGCAGAACAAUCUCGGCUGCGUCUACAAAGAGGUGCCGCCGCACAAACAAGAGAAGACUACUCAGCUGGUAUUGGAUCGGCUCUCCCAAAUAGAGAGUCGCAUGGAGGAGCGAGCCAACCGCAUCGAUGAGCAUUUCGCAAAAUGGCAAGAGCAAAUGCAAGAGCAAAUGCGCUUCAACAUGGCUAAAGAGGUUAAGCAUACACCUCCGACUGCCCAAGAACGUCCGUCCCUGCCACCACCACCAGUACCAGUCAUCAAGCAGGACCCACCUCUCAAAACAGAGAUGCCCAGGACCCAGGCCUCACCAAAUGUUUUCGACCCUGGGAGCCAGGAUGUAGGCGCUUCGAAGUUUGGCCAAAAGCUUCCACCCAUGGACCCGAGGCUCGACCAGAAGGAGGCCGAGGGAGAGCUCUCCAUCCCAGUAGAGCACACCACUGCAGCUCACAAGCUAUUGAUGUGGCCCUCGAUUAAGAGGCUGCUACACCCGGCAAGAUAUGAUGAGGACUAUGUCAUGCGGUUGGAAGAAGAGCGCGGUCUCAUCAGCAUAUACGGCCAAGGCGAGAUCUCGUACACUGCCGAUGACAGUCAAUUACCAAUGGAUGGUGACUCCAAAGGUGCCCGACCCGACGUGAAUGGCGCAGGACUGGACGCCAAUGUCGACAUCGACGAAUUUGGGAACUUGAAUCUGGAUGCUGCGACUGCUAGGCGCUACUAUGAGAGCUAUUUCCAGCACAUGUUUAAGCUUCACCCAUUCCUUAUGGAGGGUGAACUUAAGAUCAAGGUCGAUAGCUUUAUCCGAAGCUAUUGUCGCCUGAAUAACUCACCACCAAGUUCAGCUUCCAGUUACACUCGACCAGCUCGUGAUGGUCCGCCGCCAGCCAAAAGGAGGCGGUCAAAUGAAAACCUAGGUGUGCGUGGCGAGUAUAUGGAGACCAUCCCCAACCCACUGCGGCCACGAGUGGGUAAAAACAUUGACAAUGCCUUGGUCCUGCUAUGCCUAGCCCUCGGAGCCAUUUGCGAAGCUCCUGCCCCUCUCCCUGGGCCUAUCAUGGACAAGAAGAUUGACUACCUCAACCAACCCAUUCCUGCUCCACUGCCACCAUUACCUCCGCCGCCGCCUUCAAAUACGACAUAUGUUACCAAUGCUAAUGGUGUGCUUUCCCCCGCAAACUCUGACUCGGCGGCCAUGCAGAUGUCGCUUUCGAAUUCUCUGUAUAGUGUGCCAACCCAGCCUGUCGGCCAAACCUUCCCAAAUAGUCCAUUCAACAAAGGCAUAGACGGCCUGUCAAGGAGAGACGUCACAAACACGCGGGAUGAACAAGGGAACACAAAGAACUACCAGGCCAUUCCUGGCUUGACUCUCUAUGGAUACGCGACCGCAAUAUUGGGCCAUCUGCAGGGUGGCAACGAGCUAGAACAUGUUCAGUGCGGCUUGCUUGCAGGUCUUUAUGCCGGCCAGUUGGCUCAUCCUUUCCAGAGCCACAGUUGGAUUUCUCAGGCCUCAAGAGCUUGCCAGGUCCUUGUGAGAACCAAGCGAUAUGAGCGACUCGAAGAGGGGGCUACGCAGGACUUGUACAACUUCGCGUACUGGACCUGUCUGCAAUUGGAGAGUGAUCUUCUCGCAGAGCUGGAUAUUCCAGCGAGUGGCAUCUCCCGUUCCGAGGGUCGGAUGGCUAUUCCGAAAGGAAAAUGGACAAUAGUUCUACCGAACGAUCUCACCGCACCCGAAACGAUGAUGAUGCUGUUUUAUUCUGCGCAAAUUCAUCUACGUAAAGUCUUGAAUCGAGUUCACACAGACUUAUACAAGGUUGAAAAGCAAGGCCAGACCCGAUGGUCGUCCACCGUUCAAGAGGCUCUAAGUCUGAACCUCGAUCUCUGGCGCAACAGCCUACCACACAGCAUGCAGUGGAGCGAAAAUGAUCCACCGGCAGACGAAAUCAACGCCGCUCGCAUGCGUGCGAAGUAUUAUGGUGCCCGAUACAUUAUCCACCGACCACUUCUCUACCACGCACUGCACUACGGCUACACAGGUGCCCGCGUCGGUCCAAUCGGCAAGUCUUUAGUGGACUCGCCUACCUCGCAACAACUGUCCCCGUCUAUGAUGCACAGCGCCGCUCGGGCCCCGAGCAUGGCGCUCCGUUUACAUGAACUGCCUAAGAAGCUGAAAACUGCCUGCGACAUCUGCAUUAAAUCGGCUAUCAAGAGCACAGAGGCUUUUGACGGCGUAGGCGGACAUCGGUUGGUCGUUACCAACAUCUUCGGCACUGCCCAUGCGCAAUUCGGCAAUAUGCUCGUCCUAUCUGCAACUUAUAUGUCAAGUCUAAAGGAGCUUGUCGACCCAGACCAACUCGAUCGCCUACUCGUUCGCACCAUAGGCUUCCUCAUCCAAAGCGAAAAUAUAUCCCCCACCCUCCGCGCCGAUGCUCGCAUUCUCACUGAGAUCUACAGGAAGAUCUUCGGUCGUUCUCCUGAUUUGAGGCAAGCUACCAAAGUGAGCAGCCAGACUCCCAGCCUGAACAGCCAAACUCCCAGCCUGAGUAGUCAGACUCCAAGCCUGAGCAGCCACACUACCAGCAUGAGCUUCCCUUGA